Saccoglossus kowalevskii is the source of this 2727-nucleotide messenger RNA. RefSeq names its product kinesin-like protein KIF28. Gene Ontology annotation, molecular function: microtubule motor activity; microtubule binding; ATP binding. The record is from RefSeq and is a predicted model, not a curated record. Gene Ontology annotation, biological process: microtubule-based movement. NCBI's taxonomy places the organism in Eukaryota, Metazoa, Hemichordata, Enteropneusta, Harrimaniidae.
AUGGUGGUCCGUGCUGUCGGUGCUAAACUUCUAUCAGACGAAAACUCUUCUCAGACUCCGGAGUUCACGGGACGACGGAAUGGGAAUUUCGGACGCCGUACGAUGACCUCUUCCAACUGUCAUGUCCCGUGCAGGACUACUGUUGUGAUUAUGACCCACAUAAACACAGCAACAAUUGAGUGUCCUUACACACAAGGACCACAAAGAGUAUUUGAUAAUUUGGGUUUAAAUAUGUUGGAGAACGCUUGGAAAGGAUAUAACUGUUCCUUAUUUGCAUAUGGACAAACAGGAAGUGGAAAAUCCUACUCUGUGAUGGGAUUUCAAGCAAAUAAAGGUAUUGUUCCAUUAACAUGUGAGGAAUUAUUUAGAGGCAUCAAGAUUAGACAAGAGGCAUGUGCUGAAGGUGAAGAUUUUCAGGUCACAUUUAGCAUGAUAGAAAUUUACAAUGAGCAAGUCCGUGAUUUAUUGAAUCCUAAAAAUGCACCUAAAGGGGGUUUAAAAAUCCGAGAACAUUACUCUAAAGGUUUCUAUGUUGACAUGUUGAAAGUUGUAACAGUCAAUACAUUUGCUGAUAUAGAAAGCCGAAUAAAUGAAGGUACGCGGAAUCGAACUAUCGCAUCAACGAAUAUGAAUGCUACUAGUAGUCGUGCCCAUACUAUUGUCUCUGUGACACUCAUUCAGAAAGCUAAGAACCAAGCUGGUCAAAUGAUGACAAAGACAUCCAUCAUUAAUUUAGUGGAUUUAGCAGGAAGUGAGAGAGUUGAGAAGACAGGUGCUACUGGUGAUAGGUUGAAAGAAGGCAGCAUGAUAAACCAAUCUCUGUCAACGCUUGGUAAUGUAAUUAAAGCCUUGGCAGAUCUAGGAUCUGGUAAAAAAGCUGCACAUAUACCAUACAGAGAUUCUAAACUUACUAUGUUACUGAAAAAUGCCCUUGGUGGGAAUAGUAAGACUAUUAUGAUAGCUGCUAUAAGUCCUGCUGAUGACAACUAUGAAGAAACCCUCUCAACUCUGCGUUAUGCCGAUAGAGCAAAAUCAAUUAGAACUAAAGCUAUUAUAAAUGAAAGCCCAACUGAAAAGCUAAUCCGUGAACUCAGAGAAGAAAAUGCUAGAUUAUUACAGCAAUUACAGACUGGUGGUGGUGGUGCUAUGGGCAGUAAUAUCAAAGGCAUUCCUGAACACGAGGUGGAAGAAAUGAAAAAAGCACUUGAGGAACAAAUUCAUCGAAAUAAAUCUGAAAUGGAUGAAAUGGAAAAAUCAUGGCAACAGAGAUUUUCUGAAGCAGAAGCUGCUAAUAUGGAAAAACUAGUUUUGGAACAGAAAAAACAGGAACAAAUGAAAGUAGUUCCCCAUUUCUGGAAUUUGAAUGAAGAUCCUGCACUGACUGGCAUGGUGGUACAUUUUAUCCACGAUGGAAAGUCACAUAUUGGCAACAAAAAUGCAGAUCCAGCACCUGAAAUAUUGCUAGCUGGUCUUAGCAUCCUGAAAGAACACGCUGUUGUGAAAAGGAACAAGAAAAAUGUUGUGAAAAUUAAACAAGUUGGGAAAGCAAAGGUGCUGGUCAAUGGUAAAGAAUUACAAGAAGAGAAGGAACUCCAUCACAAUGACAGGGUAAUGUUUGGUUCCAAUCAUCUCUAUGUGUUACAUCAUCCUCAAGAUUUGGCCAAGAAUAUGAAAGCAGGAAAGAAAGAAGAAAAAGUGACAUAUGAUCAGGCACAGACAGAGAUAGCCGAGAAUUCAGGGUUUAAUAUGCAGAAAGGUCCUGGCCAAACAAAAGAGGAUUUACUUGUCCAAGAAGACCUAAUUGAGAUGAUGCCUUUGGUUAGUGAAGCAAACGCCAUGAGUGAAGAAUUAGAUAAGAAAGUGCGUUUUGAAAUUGCUAUUGUUGCACCCGCAGUUAAAGGAUUGAAACAUGGCAGAACAGAGGUUAAUGUGGUGAUACGAAAUCUAGAGAAUGGGACAGAAUUUAUGUGGCAAAGAAACAAGUUUUUGAAUAGGAAGUAUAUGAUGCAAGAAAUGUACCAGAACUAUAUGGAAGGAGACAGUGACUGGGAUGUAGAAAAGGAAAAAGAUCCCUUCUGGGAACCACCAGAGACUGAAGCCCUUAUUGGCUAUGUGCAUUUAUAUUUACAAAGUUUGGGAUAUAUGAUUGAAUUAGAGGAAACCUUAUCUAUCACUGACUAUAAAGGAUUGGAGAGGGGACAUCUGAGUGUAGAGGGAGUUCCCUGUCGCUCUAACGGAUCAGAGUUUGACGAAAGUGAAGAUGCAUUUGUAGAGGAGCCAUCAGAGUUGGAAGGGAAAUCUAUGUACUUUCGUUUAAAGAUUCUCAAUGCAAGAGGCUUACCUGUUCAAUUUAACAAGAGUUUUUGCAGGUAUAAGUUUUACCUAGAUGAGCAAACUAACCAAACCAAAGAAAUUGAAGGAACAAUAAAUCCAAAUUUUGGACAUAAUCACCUAAUCAGUUGCAAUCCAGUUACAAAGCAGGAUGCAGAGGACAGGCACAAACUUUUAGUUGAAAUUAAUACACAUAAGAAAAGAGCAGAUAAAAUGGAAACCAAAUUGCGCAAGAUAUAUGAUAUGGUACUUGAGGCCAAAAAAGAAGAUGGUACUGGUACGCUGAAUGCCAGUGAAGUGGAAGAAGUCUUGAAAAGUGGUUACAAAGAACAGUUUAAAGCAGCAGGACGAGUGAUACAAACAGUAAAUGAAAGCAAAGCAUGUGUGAUACAAUAA